This is a messenger RNA of Racocetra persica, 605 nucleotides long. Lineage: Eukaryota; Fungi; Glomeromycota; Glomeromycetes; Diversisporales; Gigasporaceae. The record is from the annotation of a GenBank genome assembly.
AAAAAGAUUUUUGGGCCAAAAUGAUAAAGAACAUUAAAGAAAUUAUGCCAAAAUUAAACGAAAAUAAAUUAUCCCCUGAAGAUGAGAAACGUGUUAUGAAUAUUGCUAAGUCACAUCUUUUAUCAAAGAUCUGGUAUCCAGCAUAUCUUCUACCUCCUGAUACAAACACAAUCACCGAAUUAAGUGACUUAAUAACGAAGUGGAUCAAAGACAAAUCCCCUCCCAGGUCAAAUGGCAUUGAACUCCCAAAAAUUCAGGAUAUGGUUGAUGCUAGAUUAGGACUUAUCUGGUUAAAGUUAUUAUCUAGCAAUGAUUUGUGGGCAAAAAUUGAAAGGGAGUUUAUCGAAGAAGAAUUAAAAGAACACAAUGUUUCUAUAGAAACUGCAUUAAAAAAUCCAGUUAAACUUAAUAUAUGGCCUUUAGAGUGGAGGCCAUAUGUUACAGCCUGGAAAAGAUUAAAUGGGAGGAUUCCGAUUUCGACAAAUUCCUGGCCAUGGGAUCAAAAAUUAAUUGAGAUAGCAAAUCUCAAAGGCAAUGAAUAUUCGGUAAUGGAAGCAAUAGAAUAUUUACGUAAUAUCCAGGAUUUCUCAACCAGGGAUGCGUAA